Molecule: messenger RNA, 699 nt
Organism: Mycosarcoma maydis (corn smut)
Lineage: Eukaryota; Fungi; Basidiomycota; Ustilaginomycetes; Ustilaginales
Exons: 1
Coding region: 1-699 (232 amino acids)
Source: RefSeq, a predicted model, not a curated record
AUGGCGCUUCCUCCAUCGCUGCAAGCUCUUUCGAUUGGCUCGCUCACCGCGCCCAACACGCUUGAGCUCUUCCUCGACUAUCUGUGCCCCUUUUCGGCCAAGCAGCUCAAGGGUGUCAAUGAGUACUUGUUGCCACUCGUCAUCGGCGACUCUGCUCAGUACAAGGACAAGGUCCGAAUCGUCAUUCGGCCCUAUCCUCAGCCGUGGCACUCGAGCUCAACCCUGCUGCACGAAUCGGCGCUUGCUGUAGCCAAGAUUGCGCUCACGGAUCCUGCUGUGACUGCUGUGCCCGAACGCAAUGCAUUCUGGCUCUAUUCAUUGGAACUCAUGAAGGAGCAGGAGCGCUUCUUUGACGGCCCUGCUAGAGGAAAGUCGCCAGACGGAAUCCGGGGCGAAUUGGCCACAUUGGCGAUCGAAACCGUCGGCGAAGCUCCCAAGAAGCGUAAGCAGCCCGCGAUCCAUCGAGACUUGCAAAACACCCCUCUAGGCCAGUCUGUGAAAAACCUCAUUCGCGUCGAAAAGGAAGGCAAUGGCGGAAGUGCCGUAGUCCCCGAACUCAAAUACUGCGUCAAGCUCGGUCGUCAGAACGGAAUCCAUGUCACACCAACUUGUCUCUGGAACGGUCUCGUAGAAGCUAGCAUCUCGUCUUCCUUUGACCAGGCGGCGUGGAAGGAAUUCCUCGAAAAACAGCUUGCCUGA